UCUUGUCCUUGUGUGCAUGCAGCCAAGCCCCUGGGGCCCAGCCCAUGGAGGCAUGCCGGGGGCUGAGGUCGGUCAACAGCUCGGAGGGGGGCUUGGAGUUCAACCCCACGGAGGAUUACAUGAUCCUCAGCAGUUCGCAGGCGACGGCAGUCGGGGUGAUGUGCCUGCUUCUGGGCCUGCUGAGCGCCCUGGAGAACGCGGCGGUGCUCUACCUCAUCGCGUCCUCCCGCCGCCUCCGAGGGAAGCCCUCCUACCUCUUCAUCGGCAGCUUGGCCACCGCCGACUUGCUGGCCAGCCUGGUCUUCGCCUACAACUUUGUCGUUUUCCACGUCUUCCACGGCAAGGACAGCAUAAGCGGGUUCCUGCUCAAGAUCGGCAGCGUGACCUUGGCCUUCACGGCCUCGGUGGGCAGCCUGCUGCUGACCGCCGCUGACCGCUACCUCUGUCUGCUCUACCCGCCCGCCUACAAAACGCUCCUCACCCGGGGCAGGGCAUGGGGGGCCUUGGGCGUCAUGUGGGCCCUCUCGGCCUUCAUCUCCUACCUGCCUCUCAUGGGGUGGACUUGCUGCCCCAAGCCCUGCUCCCAGCUUUUCCCACUCAUCCCCAACGACUACCUUGUGGGCUGGCUUGUGUUCAUCAGCCUCCUCUUCGCCAGCAUUAUCUACACCUAUGGGCGCGUCCUCUGGAAAGCCCACCAGCACACAGCCAGCUUGGCAGGGCACCAAGAAAGGCAGGUGCCAGGGGCGGCCCGGAUGAGGCUGGAUGUGAGGUUGGCGAAGACCCUGGGGCUGGUGCUGGCUGUGCUGCUCCUCUGCUGGUUGCCCUCCUUGAUCCUCAUGGUUUACAGCGUGCUCACCCCGCUGAGCCGCCAGGACAAGGAGGCCUUCGCCUUCUGCUGCAUGCUGUGCCUCGUCAACUCCAUGGCCAACCCUGUCAUCUACGGCCUGCGCAGCGGGGAGAUCCGCUCCUCCGCCCACCGCCGCCUGGCCCGCUGCAGGAAGCUCCUGUGGGACCGCGACCUCCAAGGGAAAGAGGAAGCCAGGUCCUCCAUCACCGAGACGGAGGCGGAGGGGAAGUUCACCUCAGAUCACACCCCAGAAUCCUAGGCUGCUCCCACAGACUGAGGGGCCUCCUUCCCACCCGCAAACAAUCCGCAGACAUCGCUU
This is a messenger RNA of Perognathus longimembris pacificus (Pacific pocket mouse), 1166 nucleotides long. RefSeq names its product cannabinoid receptor 2 (gene Cnr2). The record is from RefSeq and is a predicted model, not a curated record. The coding region runs from base 45 to 1106 and encodes 353 amino acids. Gene Ontology annotation, cellular component: membrane. NCBI's taxonomy places the organism in Eukaryota, Metazoa, Chordata, Mammalia, Rodentia, Heteromyidae. Gene Ontology annotation, biological process: cannabinoid signaling pathway. Gene Ontology annotation, molecular function: cannabinoid receptor activity. The transcript has a single exon.